Molecule: messenger RNA, 3044 nt
Organism: Meloidogyne enterolobii
Lineage: Eukaryota; Metazoa; Nematoda; Chromadorea; Rhabditida; Meloidogynidae
Source: the annotation of a GenBank genome assembly
AAAUGGAUGACCCAGAAAUUUCUCCUAAAUUGGACCCUGGAGAUUAUGAAGAUAGAUAUCCGAAGAGAAAUCGUAAAAGCAAGAUUGAAGAUUUAAGUUCACUAGAAGAUGCAGAACUACAAAAUUACAUAGCCGAGAAACCCACUAAAUUGCCUUAUGAUAUUGAUGAGAUACUUACUUCACCUGACUUUGAAUAUGAUGAUGUUGUUAAAAGUAUUCCUGUUGAAGACUUCACGAUGGAUUACAUUAAAUCGACUGGCCUUACUACACCACUUUUCUUUUAUGUUCCACCGCAAAAGCUGGGAAUGAAUAUGCCUGAUCCAAACAAUUUCACGGUGGAUGAUGUUUUAGAAAAUGUUGGCAAAGACAGAAAAAUAGAAGUUGUAGAAGUCUGCACGCAAAAUGGGCGUUUAAUGAACUUGAGUGAUUUUAUCGACUAUUACAAGACGCCUGUUCAGGAGCGUAAAGAAUUAUUUAAUGUGCUUUCACUUGAAUUUAGUUCAACACCUUUGGCAGAUCUAGUAAGUGCUCCUGCUUUUGUACCAAAAAUAGACUGGAUUGACAAUGUAUGGCCAAAGGAAUUAUUUAAACGUCAGGAGAAUCUUUUGAGUAAAAGUUCAUGGGCACGCGAACAGGAUUUUUCAACUUAUCCAAAAGUCCAAAGAUAUUGCUUAAUGAGUGUUGCUAAUUGUUUUACUGAUUACCACGUUGAUUUUGGUGGCACCUCUGUUUGGUAUCAUAUUUUAAAAGGAGAAAAGGUCUUCUGGCUGAUUGAACCAACUGAAGAAAAUUUAAAAUUGUAUGAGGAAUGGAUACUUGGUGGCAGUAACAAUUCCUGUUUUUUCGGCAAAAUUGUAAAUAAAUGUACACGACUAUUUCUUAAGCAAGGAGCUACGCUGAUAAUUCCUUCUGGUUGGAUUCAUUGCGUUUAUACACCAUGUGAUUCACUUGUAUUUGGUGGAAAUUUUCUUCAUUCAUUUUCCAUGCCAAUGCAAAUACGGGUUUCUCGUUCUGAAGAUAGGAUAAAGAUUGGAAGCAAAUACAGAUUUCCUCACUUCAAACAAAUUUUUUGGUGUUAUUUAGCCAAGGUGGUAAAAUUAGCGACUGGGCGAGUUUAUCAAAAAAUGCCGACUGUAGAAGCUUUUGUUGAUAAGGAAAUUGAUUUUGAGGUAGAGAAUGCAGAAAUUGAACAACUUCAAAAGAAUUCAGAAAUUAGUGCUGACAAUAUUUUUUAUGAUAACAUUGGAAAUUCAGAAGAUGGAACAUAUACAUUCAACCCUAUUCAACUUAAAUUUGGUGAUCAAGACCCUGAUCUAUUUAUACCUUCGGAACAUUAUGAUAUGGAAUACUUGCAUUCACUUUCACCUUUUGAAAUAAAUGGUCUUCAUUCACUUGUCAGAUUUAUGAAGCGCUUAUUAAAUUCAAAACAACCUGAAGUGAUUGAAGGAAUAACUCGACCAGCUCAUUUAAUUAUGGAACUCAAAGCUCUUUUAAACAAAAUCAAUUCAUUGGACCAAUUGAAUUUGCGCAAGGACAUUGAGCUAUUUCAGAAGAAGUCUAAAAUAUGUGGAUUUGCAGAGUGUACAAUUGACAAUAAAAAUCUAUUUCACGAACAAAUGGCUUUGGAUGUACAAGUACCUCGUAAAUCAAAAGCAGCUCGCCGAAACAUUUUGAAGUUGACAAAGAAAAAGCAAGAAUCAAAUCAACCUAUUUUAGUGGAUGGAUUACCUCUUCCUACAUUAGCGGCAGCCGAAGAAUCCUCCGGAAAUGGAUAUAAUCCUAUUGCUCAAGUGGUUAAACUUGGACAUAAACCAAUUGCUAGUGCUUGGCGACGUUCAUCCAAUAUGGUCAAAGCUUUGCCAUCAACCUCAGUUUCAAUUUUGAAAAGAAAAUCAUCUGAUUUUGAGCAACCAUCUACUACUGAAAGUGGUGAAACUUCUACUGCUGAUUCAAAUUUGCAAAUCAAGACAGAUCUCAAUGAACAACCAAUGUCUUCAGCUAUGGCUCAAUCCUCAAUGGAAUUUAAAAAUGCUUCAGAUGUAAAACCUGUUGUUCCUAAAAAAAACAAAGCUAAAUUCAAAAUUACUCGAAAAAUUAUUGAGAUGCAUGAUGAUUCACCUGAAUUUGUACAUCGUUCACCUCUUCAACGUUUUACUUCUGUUUGUCAACCAAAUAACAAAAAUUCUACGAACACUUUUGAGCAACCAGCAAGAGUCAAUAAUGCUAAUUGGAAUUCUAAUAAUGUCAAGCCUCCUACUGAACAAACUCAAAACCAACAACAAGUUUUUCAAAACCAACAAAGUUUCGCUCCGCGUAGAACUUUUAACAACCGUCAAAGAUUUGAAUCUGGAUCACGAUGGAAUGAUUCAUAUAAUAAUGAUGGACAUGAUCAAUAUAAUAACUUUGGUGUUCAUUCUUCCUUUCAAAAUUCUCCAUUUUAUCAUCAAGGAGGACGAGGUCAACAAAAUAGAUUUAGUAGGCCUUCAGAACAUCGAAGACAAACAUUUGAGCAACCAGCAAGAGCCAACUGGAACUCUAGUAAUAAUAGGAAAUAUGGUGACAAUUGGAACUCUAGUGAUAAUUGGAGAGCUGGUGAGUGGGUAGCUGGUGAGAGUUGGAAUUCUAACGAUAAUUGGAAAUCUGGUGACAAUUUUACCUCAAUGGAUCAAUCAUCUGCUGUUGAAAGAGUUGCGGAAAGAGCUACUACACCAGAGAAGAAUGAUUAUUUUGAGAAACGGAAUGAUAUACAAAUCGAGCCAAAGCAUCAGCAACAACCAGAAGAGUCACAGCCAAUAGAUACAGCAGUUAAUGAACUUCAUCAAAUUACUCAAAUAAUGAAUUUUCCAUGCGGUGCAUAUCCCUAUUCAUCUGUGGAUUGUGUUAAUAUUGCGCAUAUACCGCUUCCGCCUUCACCAAAAGCUGAGUUUUUCCAUACUCCAUUUACUGACAAUAAUAGUGUUUCAACUUCAACAAAUGUUUCAUCAGAUCCAUUUACAGAGGUUGAUCAACUUGCACAACUAGGGCAAAUGAUGCAUGAAUAUUGA